Molecule: messenger RNA, 15165 nt
Organism: Tigriopus californicus
Lineage: Eukaryota; Metazoa; Arthropoda; Copepoda; Harpacticoida; Harpacticidae
Gene: hiw
Product: E3 ubiquitin-protein ligase MYCBP2-like
Exons: 9
Coding region: 15-14960 (4981 amino acids)
Cellular component (GO): nucleus
Source: RefSeq, a predicted model, not a curated record
UGUUCAGCACCCUCAUGGAAUUGGCGGGCAGUCCCAGCGAGACGGACGAACCCCAUCCCGUGGGCUCCGAUGUCCGCGCCUUGGCGUGCGCUUGUCUACUUAGCUUUGUCGUGGCUCUGGGCGACACGGGCAAACUACUGCAAGCCACCGCCGCCACCCUCAUGUCUCCGAAAGGAUUUGAAAAGAUCGUCAUGCCCGGGAUCCUAGUCAGCCUACAACGCUCGGUACUCAGCGUCAUGUUGGGCCAGAAACGUCAUCCCAACUUCCUGACCGGCGGCGUUCUCAAGUCCUCCGUGCUCGAUUCAUUCCCUGUUCACUUUGGUGGCCGGUUGCCCAGCUUUGUGUACGGCAUGGCCUCGGACGGGUCGUUCUUGUACCUUCAUACGUGCCAAGGCCUUUUCAAAGUUGGGAGUGGAUAUGGGGGCACCGUUAAGGGUCGCGUGUACCUGUAUCAAUCGGAUUUCGAGGCGCGCCCUGGCUGGCUUCUCCAUGCCCAAGGCCAUCUCUAUUUCAAAGUCAAAUCCCACGAACCCGAGGAAGACGGGAGUCAAGUGGAAAUGGACGACGACUUCAAGUACGAGCUGUAUCGCAUUGAUUGUGAGACGCUACUCAUAAUAGACGUAAUCACGGUCAAGGACGCCAGUUUUGAGGCCUCCCCUCAUGUGUUGUUUUCCGAUGGAACGCAUUUAGGUGUCGUGUCCCUCACCAGUAACGAUAACUUCGUGAUCAAAUUCCUCAAUGUGGGCACGAACCCCAUGACUUGUGUGCAAGAGACUCCAUUAAAGCUAGCCAGAAAAUGCGUCAGUGUGUACGGAGCAUCAGCCUUUGAUGAAAGCUCUAAGGAGCAUCAACUGGAGUUUGGUUCCCCCUCGGACGAAGUCAUGGAUAUCCAGUCCGGCAAAGAGUUCAGCCUCUUGUUUUCCAGCCAAGGCAAAGUCUACUACACAGGCAAGUCCAGUGCCAUGGGUCAUAAGCAGAAUGGUCCGCCGGGCCAAUGGCAAGAGUUGACAAUUUCUCGAACGCCACAAAUCACUCAAAUCGCCAUUGGGCAUGAUGGACAGCAUGCCCUCAUCCUCACCGAAGAUGGGAACGUCUAUUUCACGGGCACCGCGCGUCGUGGAGAAGAUGGUGAUCAAACUAAAAACCGUCGUCAGCCCAAAUCAUUCAAACCGAAGCGGAUUGAGCGCUUGGACGGCAUCCGAAUGGUGCAAGUGGCUUGCAACAACGGGACCUCGGCCAUGAUCAGUCGGGAAGGCGAGCUAUUUGUUUUCGGCAAAGACUCUUCUCACGCAGAUUACAGCACGGGCCUGGUGGGCGAUCUAAAGAAUGUGGUGGUCACGCAGGUGGCCAUUGGUAAAGCUCAUCUAGUGGUUCUGAGUAAAUCUGGCGAAGUCUACACCUUUGGCAUGAACAACAAAGGCCAGUGUGGACGUGACUUUCCAUCCAGUAGCAAAGACGGCAUCACCGCCGCCGCUGCAGCCAACAAUGCUUUUAAUAAUGCCACGGCGGCUGGAGGAGCGGCAGCGGCUGGAGGAGCUUCCAAUGGAGCCACCGCUGUGAUAUCCACUGAUCUGGACGAUCCAGCCAGUGAUCCCGACUUAGAGACUGAUCAAAGAGCCGGGGAUUUGUUUUCCAUUUGCCCGGCGGACCAACACAAGUGGAAACACGACCAAUGCAUGGUGUGCGUAGUGUGUGGUGAAUGCACGGGCUAUGGGUCCAGUUGUGUCUCAUCAGGCCGACCAGACAGGAACGCGGGCAUGUUAUGUGGGUGCGGGUCCGGUGAUUCGGGAUGUGCAGAGUGCGGUAUCUGUCGCACUUGCUCGGGUGAGGAACUGGCCCUAGGAGGCGUUCUUGCCCCGCAACUGAACGAGAUUGCUGAGGCAAGAAUGGCUCCGCGAGCCGCCGAGGGUCUCGUGGACGAUUUCCUUCGAGUUCGAGAACUGAGUCAGUUCUUGGAAAUGAACUACAUGCAAGGCGGCGAAUUCAAGGACAUGAACGUUCAGCCCAUCCAUCACAAUGAUCUCCGGAGAUUGAAGCUAUUUCGUCGUCAGAGCCAGAAGAUGCUAAGUGGGGGCCGAAGAAGUCGACGAUAUGCCGAAAGAGACAAGAAAGAUGGUCAAGCGCGGUUGGACGAUAUGAUGGCCCUAAAAGUGAAUGAGAGUCGCAAUAAAGAGCAAAACCCCAAUUCGGCUGGAACUUCGGACGUAGAGAAAGAGGCCGGCAAGCUAGCAUCACUCCCUCCGGCCAAAGUGUCUUUACCGUCGAGAGUCAAGAUUGUCCAAAUCAGUUGCGGUCUUCAUCACACUCUACUGCUCUCAAGCAACGGAGACGUAUUUGCUUUUGGUAGCAACACGCACGGUCAGCUUGGCGUUGGCGAUUUUAUUCCCAGAGGAAAACCCACCAAGCUAAUUCUGCCCACGAAAAUCGCCCAAGUGACUGCCGGUGGAUAUCAUUCGGUGCUGCUCUCCACAAGUGGAGAAGUCUUGACGUUUGGACUGCAUCAGAAAGGCCAGCUCGGCCGAAGUGGACCGGUCGUGGGUGAAGUUCAAGCCCUCUCGAGUGAGGGCAUGGCCGCCCAAGAGCUUUGGUUCGCCCAUCCAGAAUUUGUGCCCAAUAUUGGCUCUAAAUUUGGUCGCACUGCCACUUGGGUCGGGGCGUCUGACUAUCAGACGUUCAUCAAGAUUGACGAAAGUCUGAUCAAUGCCAAAAGCCUGUUGGGCUCCACGGUCUUGGCCGACGAACGAUGUCUACUAUUAGUGCCCAAUCAUAGUGACCAAAUGACCACCUUCAAUUCGCUCUCCAUCAACAAGUCCGAUGGGUUUUGUCGCAGUUUUGAAGGACCCGAGCAGGAAAGCUUCAAGAAUCGUUGCUCCAGUUUGGAUCCUCAAUAUCACACCUUGUGGGCCUACGAUCACGAUUCCUUCAUGAUCAAGAGUUAUCUACCCGCCAUGAGUGACUACAGUGCGAGAAUGGCGGGAGAAGAGCCCACCAAAACUGCCACUAUUAUCUCGCCAGAAUUGGCAUUGCCCAUGAAUUCAGAAGGCUUUGUGUCUCGGAAUCACGCCUCGUUGAAUAUCCUGAGCUGUUUGGAUGUCUUGAAUCAGUUCCCAGAUGUCAAUUUAAGCGCUUUAGAUGACGAGACGCAGAAGCCGUCUUCCUUGAAGUCUUUGGGCAAAGACGACUUCCUCUCGGUCAAUCGCUUUGAUUCCCAUGGUGGGGGAUGGGGUUACUCUGGGCAUUCCAUCGAGGCCAUUCGAUUCAUGGCCGACACCGAUAUUCUCAUCGGUGGCUAUGGGCUGUUUGGAGGUCGGGGGGAGUACAUCGGUAAGAUCAAGCUCUUUGAUAUUGGCAUGGAAGGAGGCGAGUUGGAAACGGACGGGGAACUGAUCGGUGAGACCGAAGAGAUCACCUACGAGUGCGGAUCGCGACAAAAGUAUCCCAUCCUCUUUGAUGAGCCCAUUCCAAUUCAGGCAGGCCGGUGGUACAUUGCCUGGGCUCGAGUGUCCGGUCCGUCAAGUGAUUGUGGUUCUUUGGGUCAAAGUCAAAUCACCACCGAAGAGCAAAUCCAGUUCACUUUCAAGUCUUCCCGAAAGUCCAACAACGGGACUGACGUGAACGCCGGCCAAGUGCCCCAGCUGAUUUACAAGGUCAUGUCCAAUGAAUCUCAGUCCUUGAACCAACGCAUGGAGAACUUGGAUCCCAUUUGUGUGCUCAGCCAGAAGUUUGCCCGAUCGGUCACGCCCGAGUGCUUCCAAUCCCUGCUGAACCUUAUCCAGUGGUCUUGGAAUGCGUUCAAAAGCGAAAUGUGCGAACUUCUUGAGGCCGACGAGGAUGCCAGUCAAGCCAUCAUCCUGGAUCUCGAGCGACUUGUGUUCAUUUGUCGCGCCUGUCUCCGACUCAUUGUCACUUUCACUCACGAAGUGUAUCCGGUCAGAAUUCUUCCUAAUGGUCCCCGACCCGUCCCAGAGAGUCAGAAAUUAGCCGAAUCCGUGUAUGAAACCAAAAACAUUUUGCAAUCGAUUCUCCGGGACAAUCUCCCUGGUUUGGAGAAGGUCAGCCAAAUCUUACUCUCGUCGUCAUCUCAGUUGAAAUCUUGUCAGAAAAUGACUAAUAUCGUGUUGUCAGAUGCUCACCGAACGUUUGUGGCUUGCUUCCAUUCGUUUUUCCCCACCGGUUAUUUGAAGUGGGCCUGUCUCUGCAAUCUUCUGGCCUCUAUUGAAGGCUCCUCAUCAAGUCAUCAGGGUCUGGCUCAUGAUCGCCUUCUGGCAGCUGUUUUGGAUGCACUUUGCAGUCCCAUGGUCAAGCUCAGAAAUACAUUUCCUAUCACUUAUAGUCCAGAAACGGAGACUCGGUGCAAAAACUUGUCACCCACGGAGAACUUGUCCGUGACGGCCUCCAUGAUCCAGGCAGGCGAUAGCCAAUCUCAUCGGUUUCCAAUCCUCAACGAACUCAUGAAUUAUCAGAGCCAUCUGGACGGUGUCAAGUUUGCCUCUUGGUCGUUUCGCGAGGUCUUGGAUCGUCUUUUGGCAAUUGUCUCAUUGCCGGUGAAACAGGCUUUGAGAGGUGAACCCAUCGGAUUCUCCAGGCAACUGGAGGAGAAGUCUGGCCAGGUAAUUUCGGCCGUCAUUGCGGAGUUGGCCAACCAGACGAUUUCUAGCGAGGACGAUAUUCAGAACUUAGGUGGGAAAAUUCUAAGUGCCACCCCAAACAGGUUCAUUCGGACCAGCAAUACUCGAAUGUGGAACACUGGAAAUGGCUCGCCUGAUGCAAUUUGCUUUUCAGUGGACAAGCCAGGGAUUUUCAUCAUGGGUUGUUGUGUGUUUGGGGGAACUGGAUCUUACACCUAUGAACUGGAAUUGCUGUAUGAUCAAACGGCCAAUGAGAAGGAAGCCAAUCGACAGUCCCAAUCCCAACGAUGGCACUCGUUGGAAAUUUCUCAAGGAAUUUACAGUUCCGACGAGUGCGCCACGGAAACAGAUCUGAUCGAGAUCAAGUUCGAACGAGCUGUGCCCAUCAAACCAAAUACAAAGUACGCCCUACGGCUUCGAAAUCACGGGGGUCGCACCAACAACGGCGACGGUGGCGUGUCUUCGGUCAAGGGCCCAGAUGGAACCACAUUCGUGUUUUCAUCCUGUUCCCUGAGUUUCAAUGGUACGAAUCCGACACGAGGUCAGCUCCCUCAAAUCCUGUAUUUUAGCUCGCCGCAAGAAAAUGACGUACAAUCGUCCACCAAAUCCAUGGCCGAGCUAUAUUCCCGACGAACGGCCUUGUCCAUGAUUUCGACCAUCGUCAAGACCAUCACCAAUCUAUUGGUGACGGCCAGAGAUUCGAUCGACGAGAAAGGUCUGGACAUUCUCAACUCGGCGCCUGUGAUCAACAAACUGAUGCCUCAUGUAUUUGCCAGUGUUACAAACUUGGUCCGAUCGGAUCCACCGUGUGCCGUUCAAGUGCUCAGCUAUAUUCAAGACAUGCUGCCCUCGGUGUCGGCAUUAAACAAUUUAGUAGCCUUGAAUUCAGACUCUGAAGAUUCUGCAACCGUGGAUGGAGUUCAUUCACGUAAACUAGAUCUGAGCCAUCCUCGAUAUGCGUGGGUAGAGAGUGAACACCCCUACAAGACGGCCACAGUGAGCAACAACCGCGUGGUCUUUCCCAAAUCAGUCCAAUGGAUGUCGGUGGAAUUCGACCCCCAAUGUGCGACCUCUCAACCCGAAGACACGCUCCAAAUUUACAUUCAGAACCCCAAUUCCUCUUUGGGAACGUCUUCUUCCGGUCCCACCAAUGCCAACGAGAGUCAGUCAUUAAUUGUGCAGCAAAAGUAUAUCCCAGUGUUGAAAAAGUUCAGUGGGAUGUCCGGUUGGCCUUGCCAGGCGGUCAUCUUACCUGGAAACGAGAUCAUGUUCUCACUGGAAACGGCUUCCGACUACGUGAAAGACGAAAAGAAGAUCAACCAGUUCGGCUACAAGUGCCUCGUGGUAGGCUACGAGGCCUUGAAUCAACGCGAAAAUGGUCUUCAUAACCUCGAAUGGGAACUGGCCUAUCUAGGAGGCCUCUGUGCUGCAUCCCUAAUGCAGAAGAACAUUCCCUUGAACGUGUCAGAAGAUGCAGCCGAUGAAGAUAUGGAAGUGAUCGAGGAAGCCGCCGUGGAUGCGUUUGAGAUGCAUCCCGUCAUCCUGAGUAAAGGCUUCGCUCUCACCCAUCCGCCCAGCGUGCAUCAGGCCUUAGAUGGGGUCAUUCCGUUCAAUUGUAACUCACACGAGCGGGUGUUUCUGAAGAACUUGGUCCAUUGCACCCAAGGAACAAGUGGAGCUCGUUUGGCUCGAUGGCUGCAACCGGAAUCCUACGUAGAUGUAGACCAAUGCAAAGUCCUGAUCAACCCCAACGAACUAAAGUGCAGCUGGCCAACCAUCAUAACCAUCGUCACCCAAGACCAAUACGGCGAGGUUGUCCAUGUUCCCAAUAUGAAAGUCGAGGUCAAGGCUGUGCCUAUUGAUGAAAUGAAUCAGAGUGGGUCAAAGGUUCGUAAGUUGACAGCCCCUGAUUCCAUGACUUUUGGUGGGCAUCGACUACCUAAUCUUGAACACAAAUAUGAAGUAACGGUCAAGGAUAAGAUGUUCUACCAUGCCAUCACCAUCCAAAAGUGCUACGACAACUAUUCGUUUGAAGAGCUCCGCUUUGCCUCUCCCAAACUCCAAAGGCAAUCCGAAAACAUGCUGGUGAGAGCGCAUAAUAAUGGCACGUACUCUGCCAAUUGGGCCCCCGGAAAUGUUGGCAUUUACCGAAUCUACGUGAUUGUGGAUGGAUCCGAAAUGAGUGAACACUUCAAGGCUGACGUGCAAGAACCUCCAAAAGGUAUCAUUCCCCCACCAAAAGGCAUGGGUCCCAAAAAUCCAAGCGAGAUUGACGACAAGAUCUAUCGAUUACGGAAAUUCGUGGCCAAGCCAAGUGCGGGACUUCGGAUUCGAGUUCAUCCCACCCUUCAGUCCGAACAAAUUGGUAUCGUACCUGUGGAUGGAACAGUUUCCAUUGUGGAUGAAUUGCACAACUCCGAUGGUAUUUGGGUGCGGCUCAGCACAGAUUGCUUGGCGGAAAUGGCGCCACAUCAUGUCGAAGGUUGGUGUCUUCAGUACAACCAGCAUCUGGAGAAGACUCUAAUGAUUCCAGUGGCCGAUGUGAAACCCAAGGAUUUGGCAGCCCAAAACCCUCCGCCAAAUGUGUUUACCCCUCAGUUUGUGGAACCAGAGAUGUUUUCACCCGGAUUUACGCCCAAUGAAGCCCUCAUGGGGCGGUUUGAUCGGAAGCGCGAAGUAACCAGAGGUCCGGGCAACUAUACAGUCAUGAAAUGUGGCCCAUCGGGUCACAAUAUUCGAACUCAUCCCAGUCUAUCGGCUUCGCCAAUGGGGAGACUUAAUUUGGGAAGUGUGGUCAAUGUCGUCGAAGUGAAAAGCAACGACCACGGUGAGCUUUGGGUCAGACUCGACUCUGCCUCAGCUGAUCGACAUUCAUUCGUUGCCGAUGGAGGCGAAGCGUGGGCGUUGGCCGUAAGUUCAACGGAUGUCCAAUACUUGGAAAGCGAGGCCGAGAUAGAGGAGACUCGAUUACGUCAUGCGUAUGGAAUGUAUGGCAUCCCGGUGAGUCAACUCCAACCGAUACCCCAGACCAUGGUACAGCAACUUAUGAUCCCAUCGGUCAAGGCUCGACCCCAGAAAUCCCUCGGAACGGGGGUGGUUUCUAGACGAAAAUCAGAGGGGACGAGCGGACCGAGCAGGAACGCUCCAGCUCAAUUAGAGUUGCUGGGUAGUAGCGGGGAUAAUCGACAUUACGAGACCCGAUCCCUGGAAAGACCCACACCUUCACCGAGACCGAGUUUGACAUCGCCAGGAAGACGCCAGUCCAGUCCCUCAUCACCUCGACGAACGCCCUCCCCAGUUGGAGGAGACUCGAGAAAGCCGUCGUUCUUCCAGAAGUUCUUCCGAAACGAAACUGGCCGACGUGGUGCCUCCGCGAGUCCACCAAUCGCGAGGAAGCCCGUGUUUCAUCACGUGAACAAAGACAUCCCACCGGAGCUUCAGGGCGUGUCCGUCAAAGAACUUGUGAAGGUGAUUGGCGAAAGUCGAGCCAACGGGAACGGGGUGACGCCCCCAACUACCCCGAAAACCAAACGGAAGGCCCAUUCGCGCUCCUCUAGUCCCCAAGUGAUUGGAUCGAGUGUGAGUAGUCGCAGUUCAAGUCCAAUUGCUAUUCGAUCGAAUGUAGCGCAUUCCAAGUCGCCGCUGUCUCGGAGCCCUCAGUCUCUGGAUACAAAUUCGCUGGCUUUGGGUCGACAAGACUCAUCUCAAAGUGACACCAGUGCCCUGGUAUCUAGUCUCACGCGUGAUAUCUCCCAAAGUCCAAAUACGAGUAGUCAUGACAGCCCUUUGCUUUCCCUCAAAUCAGAACAUGGGCCUCAGCCCAGACCUGUUGCUCCCCAUACCGAUCUUCAGAGUGGGACGUCAGUCGACCUAUCUGAGGGCUCUGAGGGCGCCCUAUCAAUGGCAUCUGGUCCCAUUGGCAAUAAUUCUCUAAUGACCACAAGUGUUUCCGGUGCUCAAGCUUCGGCCUUGUUCAUGUCUACGACCAGCCUUGAAACCAGUGGAAGCUCAAUUCGAGCGGAUUUGGACCUGCCCCAACACCUCCACAAAUCAGGAGCGAGGAGCAGCUCCCCGCCCCCUGUGUCUCCACGUGUGAAGAAGCGAACCUCUGGCAAGUCCUCCUCAUCCUCCGGUGCUUCAUUCAGUUCCAGAGCACCCCCCACAGUCAGAUAUCAACCAUCUCUAGUGGCUUCCGACACCUUCGUCCUACCUAAAGGUCCCGUGAAAGAGGCGAUGAGCCCCUCAGUGGCUGAGAGUAUAAGAGCUGUGUUUGCGGCAUUUGUCUGGCAUGAAGGCAUCGUCCAUGACACAAUGGCUGUCGCUUCGUACCUCAAAUUCCAUCCCUCAUUGAAGAAAAAUCAACCGGACUCCACGCCAUCGUCCUCGCCCUCUACGGCCACCUUGGGGGCAACUACUAUGAUCAGUCGAAACGAGAGUGGCGAGACUGAGGACAAGAAAGUCAACAAGCAAAGACAUUCGGUGGAAGUACUAUCUACCUCCUAUCUCAAGGCCAAGUCACAAGGGGUGGACCAAUCUGCCAUGAAUGCGAAUACCAACCGAAACAUAACUAUUUUGCAGCAGCAACGGAUCCCGGAAGAAAGUUAUUCCCCUGUCACCAGUCGUGGAGGGACGGAAUCUCACCUCCCGCCAACUUUGAGCCUCUUAGUUGUGAUUUGGGAAGACAUUCGGAGCUACUGCAAGCAUGCCAUCUUUCAGCAAGUCAUCUUGGCCAGUCCCCUGCAUGGUCUACCCUCAAUGUCCUCGACAAUUAGAAGUGGAUUGAAGAAUGACCGUCAUGCCAAGGAUAGAAAAUCAUCCUCGAGCUCCUCUAAUGCCCCUAUGGGAGUGUCAUCCCCAAAUGUGUCCGGCAAACGAAUCAAACGAAAAGUUGGUCAUGAGUUUGUGGAUCAAUAUCCGGGGCCUAAUUUAGGCAUCAUGAGGAAUUAUGGAAAUGAACUCGGUCUCAACUUAGAACCCCAGCAUCAACACCAGUUAAUGCAGCAGCAGCAGCAGCAGCAAGCGCAACAACAGCAGAAAUCCCAACAGCAACAGCAGCAGCAGCAGCAGCAGGCACAAUUGCAACAACCGCAAAAUCAGCAAGUUGGCGCGAUGCGAAUUCCCGACAAAGAGGCGUUCUUCCAGUUGUGUGAAAUGUGCGGCAAAUACUUUCAGCAUCCCGUGACCUACCACAUGAGAACCUCGCACCCCGGUUGCGGAAAUCCCGCCGGGGGAAAAGGUUACAAUUCCGGGGGAAACUAUUGUGGUGGCUGGGCAGGGAACUGUGGUGACGGAGGAGUGGGUGGCUCUAGUUGGUACCUGAUCUGUGAGAAAUGUCGUGAGGAGACCAUGAGCAAAGCCAAUCUCAAACCGAGCAUGUCAGAGCUGGACCCGCCUUUGGCCUUGUCCAGAGCCAGGCUCUCGAGAGCUAAAUCUGCCAAAACGGGCUUCUCUUCACUGUCUUCGAAAUUGGCCUCACCUUCGGGUCAAUUGCAAAGCCAUGUGAUCAUGAAUAACAAUGCCAUGUUCCUGUUGGAUUUGGCCAAUGCCUCGAAUUCAAAUCUUCGGCCAAAGAACGAGCUAUUGGCGACCAAUCUUUCGGGAGUACCGCCUGCAUCUCAAAGUUCGGUGGUCGUGGGUGGAGCUCGAUCCAAAAUCCCCGCUCACACCGUUCAGCCGCAUAUUGAGUUGUCACAUUUCGAUCCGAAUCCAUUUCCAUUGGUCCCAUUCCAGUGUUUCAACGCGCUGGGAGUCCAAGAUAAACAGUUCAAGUCUUUGAAUGACGAACUCCUCGAUCACGAAACUAUGAUCAAGAGCUCAGAGGAGCACGAAAUUCUCCAACACGAAGCCAAGAAAGAUCCUGUUGCCUCAACUUCAUCAGCUCCUCACCAACGACUCUCCACAUUGAAGGAUUCGUUAACUGAGGUCGACGUGGUAGAUCAAAUUUCACCUCCAGCUCAAUUUCAGACCAAACUCAUUGAGGAACCGCAAGGAUCCUCUCGAAGCCCCAGUCCAUCGAAAAGGCCAUUCCAUCGUUCAGUUUCGAUGGGAGGAAAUCAAAGGUAUCUUCAAUCUGCGUCCUCGACAUCGCAAAGGACCAACGUUCCGUUGCGAGAGAAGGAAGAGAACUCCUGGCCCGAAAACGAGAUCCACAAAACAUCAGAGCAAGCAUCACCUCCGAAUCGGAAGAGAAACUCGACAUGCUGUGACACAACCAACCUGGCGUCAGGUAUGUCGGAAACGUCCAACAACUCCGAUUUUCUCUCCCAUCCAUCUCAGGCCCUUCUCCGCUUGUUCGCCGCUCCAUCUUCAGCCGUGGGAAGCAAUUCUUCAACGGUCGGGGCUAAGGCUGCAGGCUCUGCUGUGCUUGGUACAACCACUCCAACCACUGUAGUGGACGUGUUACAAAGGCCCGUCAUGAGCUUCGUAUUACAAUGGAAUGACUUGGAAAGCCUCCAGAUCGCGAUGACCUUGGCUUUGAGAAAAGCCGCUUGUCGGACUUAUGCCAUGCAAGCCCUGAACUGGUUGCUUAGAAGCGUCAGCCAGCCUUCUUGUCUUCACGAUCUUUUGUGGUGCUUCUCAUCUGCCCUUGAAUCGCCAAAUGAACUCACCAACCCCAAUGGACCCCUCGACAAGAGCGGUGCCGGUGUCCUAAAUGGUGCCUCUUCUUUAGGUCCCGCCGCAGUGCCAGAAGACAAAUCGAAGGUAAAGAAGAACAAAAGGAACGCUCUGUUACCUUCAGUCAAGGCCGCCGACAUAUCGCCCUCCAAAGUCAACAAGGCGGCUCCGGUGUUUGCCACCAAACCCAAAGAUCUAUUUUCGUUGAGUGGGCUUUGCGAGCAUCCAACUUCGGACAUAUACAUCGCAGGCGAAGCCAUCCAACCGCUCCCCGAGACGUUUCAUAGUGUUUUGAAGACAGUGUCAGAUCUAAUGAUGGUUCUGCCCCCGGGAUCUCCACUCCAACAAAUUGCCAUUCGAUGUUGGGGCAUUAAAUUCAAGCCAAGUGACCAUCAAUUCCUGCACCAAUCCCAUAUCUUUCCCACCAUUAGUCGCAUGUUGUCUCGACCUCGAGACAUCCCCCACCAUAGAGACGAAGUUCCCUCCACCUCUUGUGCCGCCACGAGCAAAAAUGUGCCUGACUUGUUGUCGGCUUAUAGUGGGCCUUCGUCCUCUAAACUUGUGGAAGGCCAUAAGACACCUUUGGCCUCUCUAACCUUUGCCCUCGACCGAUGCUUCGUGGAGCGAGUCACUGACAUCUCAUCGCAAAUCGAAAUGAAAGUGUCAAGUCGGCAAGCCAUGAUUGGCUCCUUGAAUGACAACUCCACGGAGACGUUCUGGGAAUCAGGUGACGAGGAUCGAAACAAGUCGAAAUGGAUCACCAUGUCCUUGCCCGCGUCUCCACCGGGAGAGAUGGAUCCUGACGACGUUCUAUUGGAUGGUCUUCACUUCCGAAAUGUCUCGAUUCAUAUCGACAAUGGCCGUGAUCUGGCAAAUAAAGUGACCUCACUAACGUUCAAGGCUGGCAAAGCCUUGCACGACCUUCAGACCAUUAAGCAAUGCGAGGUGGAGAGCCGAUUCGCCGGAUGGAUCUCAUGUUUUAUGGAUAAUUCAGACUUCUCGGUGGUGAAAAUUGAGCUUAAAGGGCCUGACAAUACGUUACGAGUCCGGCAAGUACGUGCUCUGGGUAGUGAGCCACGCGACCGAGUGGCUGCCCUCGUGGAUCAGACGCCGGAAAUGUCGUUGAUCCAGAAGAAUAACUGCGAAGUGGAAACUUUACGGAUUUUCCGGCUCAUCACGAGUCAAGUGUUCGGUCGACUCCUGGACGAAAGUGUUCCUGCUCGAGGAACGGGCUUGCUUCCCUCUAGUCACCAUCAAUUUGAAGACGUUUCGCGAAAAAAUGAGACCUUGAGCACACCGACUGUCCCGUCAGACUUUGUUCAUCACCAAAGAGGCGAGACCAAAUCGACCUCGGACACCAUUGGGUCCUCGCCAUCAGCUGGUCCUGGGUCCGGUGCUAUGGGUGCCUCAGGCUCCUUAAUCACUACCACAUCCGGUGCUCCUACUAUGGGUCUCAUGUUCACUCGCUCGAAAUUGACUCAUUUGCAGAAACAAGUCUGCUCCCAUAUCCUACUCGCCAUCAAGAAAGAGACAGCCAAAUUCCGAGCUCAUUGGGAAAGAUCGCUCUGUUCGGGCGGAAAGACGACCCCAUUGGGCGAAGAUCAUUCCACUCUGAAAGACACCUAUUGUUUUGAGAUGCUGUCGAUGGUUUUGUCGCUGAGUUGCAGUGGUUUGGGACGGGGUCAUUUAGCCCAACAGGAUGGCCUCAUCCAAGAUGUAGUUUCCCUACUGCACAUUGGAUCUGCUCGUAUUCAAAAGAUCGUCAUUUCCCUACUCACUCGGUUACUUCCCUGCAUAACACCGCAGAGCUUCGCUCGCGUUCUGGGCAUUCCCAACUUGCCGCCCAAGGACUUUGGCUCAUUGCUGUCAGCCACUCGAGUGCCUUCCUCGUCCCCGGCCGAAGCCUCAUCUUCAUUAAUUUCACCCUCAGAGCAAUCCCCUCCGCCCGUGGUGAACCUCUCCAAGCCUGGGAUCAUUGAUGUGUUCCUAAGCUGCAUCGCCAAAGCCCUCACAUUGCAAGUGAAGACCAAAGGCAAGGAAGGCGGUGGUCUGGGCACAAAAAGUCUCACCACCGUGUCGCUAGCCUCGUGCAUCCAUCCUCGAGGAGAAAAUAUCGGAGAUCGGUGGUGGCUUAGAGGGUCGAUUUCCAAGAAAUUGGCCGAAGAAAUCAUCCUCUUGGUGAAGAACAUGUCCCAGGGCCUUUUAGGAAAUGAAUGGACGGCCAUUACGAAGAGUGCGGUGGCCGAAAACAUCUUGAAUCUGACUCGGUUGGAAGAGCGACAUCGCGACCCCAGUGAAUGUUUGAAAUAUCCGGUGCUGUGGCUGGCCUUAGCUUCACUCUGUGUGCUGGACAAAGACCAUGUGGAUGGGCUCUCCUCGGGAGAGUAUUCCGCGGUCGGUGACAACUCGCCCAGACCCACGUGCCAGAAUCACGACGACGGGGAAACGUUGUCCAUUAUUAAUUGCGACCAUUGCGGCAAUUUGUGUGGUGAUUGCGAUCGGUUCCUGCACCUUCACCGACGGACCAAGGCCCAUCAGCGGCAAGUGUUCAAAGAGGAGGAGGACGCGAUUAAGGUCGAUCUGCACGAAGGCUGUGGUCGGGCCAAAUUGUUCUGGAUCAUGUCUCUCGCUGACUCACUCACCCUCAAGGCUAUGGUCGAGUUUCGAGAGGGUAGUCGUGGGAAUUGUGGCACUUCCGGGGCCUUGGGUGUCGUCGGAUUGGGAACGAGCCGUGGAGGUCCUAUGAGCAAUUUUGCCACUUGCCGUUUUUGUGGACGAGUGAGUUCAUCCGAUUCGCCUGUCAUUGAUAGUCUGUGCACGGACCGCGAGUGCAUCGAGUUCUCGCGCCUUGCUUGUCAAAAGACCUUGAGUUGUGGCCAUUUCUGUGGGGGUAUUGCCGACGAGAGCAAUUGUUUGCCCUGUCUUCAUGGGUGCUCGGGUGAAAAGCUUCGACAAGAUGCGGAUGACAUGUGUAUGAUUUGUUUCACCGAGGCACUCUCGCCCGUGCCUUCCAUCCUGUUGGAGUGUGGCCAUGUGUUCCACUAUCAUUGUUGUGUGACCGUGCUAGAAAAACGAUGGAUCGGACCUCGCAUCACCUUCGGCUUUCGCAAUUGUCCCAUCUGCAAGAGCAAGAUCGAGAAUGAGUCCCUGCGUAAAUUCUUGGAUCCCAUUGACCACCUCUACGACGAUGUGCGGAAAAAGUCCCUCAUGCGCCUGGAAUACGAUGGCUUGACCAAGUGCGAGGCGAUUGCCAAACAUCACAACAACGACCCAGCCAACUACGCCAUUGAACGAUAUGCCUACUACGUGUGCUUCAAGUGUCAAAAGGCCUAUUACGGAGGCGAGGCGCAGUGUGACGCGGAUGCUGGCCAGGGCGAUGACUACAACCCCGAAGAGCUCGUCUGUGGGGGCUGCAGUGACGUGUCUCAGGCUCAAAUGUGUCCCAAGCAUGGCACAGACUACUUGGAGUACAAGUGCCGCUACUGUUGCUCGGUGGCCGUGUUCUUCUGUUUCGGAACCACGCACUUUUGCAAUGCGUGCCACGAUGACUUCAGCCGUGUGGCCAACAUUCCCAAGACGUCGUUGCCGCAAUGCCCCGUGGGCCCGAAAUCCACCAAACUGUCUUUGGAUGAAUGUCCCCUGCAUGUGAAACAUCCGCCUACGGGCGAGGAAUUUGCUCUGGGCUGUGGAUUAUGUCGAAAUGCUCACACAUUCUGAUCUACAUACAUACUUCCAAGUAACAAAAGUAAUGCAGUGUCGACUAGCUUAUGGAACCCCGUUUCACAGAUGACGACGACUCGACUAUCGAGCAAUGUUCGACGUGGGUCAUCCUCACCCUGUUUGACAAUGAUACUAAAGUUAGUCUCUUACCUAUUUUUUUUCUUUUGUCGUACCGGUUAAAAUACAUACAUUAUUAUUAUUA